GCCGCUGCCCCGCCCCGCCGCCGCUCACGGGCCGGGGCCGGCAGUCACGAUGGCGGGGGGCCGUGGGUGCCGGGCACGGCGUUGAGCCGAGCCCCGCCGCCCUCCGUACCCCAUCCGCUGGCACCCGCAGAGGCUCGGGCCCCCCCCCGGACUCCCCUCGACCCUGACGCCCAACCGUGUGUCCACCAUGCCUGUGGUCGGUGUACUCCUCUGGGCCACCCUGCUGACUCUGGGCUGGCGGGCUGCCCACGCCAAGGAUCACGGCUUCGGCUUCGCCACCCCCAGGGUCCAGCUGUCCUUCAAAGAGCUGAAGGCAACGGGCACAGCGCACUUCUUCAACUUCCUCCUCAACUCCAGCGACUACCGCAUCCUGCUGAAGGACGAGGACCAUGACCGCAUGUAUGUGGGCAGCAAGGACUACGUCCUCUCACUGGAUCUGCACGACAUCAACCGCGAGCCCCUCAUUAUCCACUGGCCUGCAUCCCAGCAGAGGAUUGAGGAGUGCAUCUUGUCGGGCAAGAACAGCAACGGAGAGUGUGGCAACUUUAUCCGCCUGAUCCAGCCCUGGAACCGGACUCACCUCUAUGUGUGCGGCACUGGUGCCUACAACCCCAUCUGUGCCUUCGUCAACCGUGGGCGCAAAGCCCAGGGGUACCCGCCGAGCCAGCCGGGAGGCCGGGAAGGCAGAUCCACCGCCAGCCCCCUCAGCCCAAGACCAGCGCAGAGCAAGGAUUAUAUCUUCUACCUGGAGCCAGACAAGCUGGAGUCAGGCAAGGGGAAGUGUUCCUAUGACCCCAAAGUUGACACCGUCUCUGCGUUAAUAAAUGAAGAGCUCUAUGCUGGUGUCUACAUUGACUUCAUGGGCACGGACGCAGCCAUCUUCCGCACCAUGGGCAAGCAGACAGCCAUGAGGACAGACCAGUACAAUUCACGCUGGCUCAAUGACCCAGCCUUUGUCCGAGCUCAGCUGAUCCCUGACAGCAGUGAGAGGAACGAUGACAAACUCUACUUUUUCUUCCGAGAGAAGUCGGCCGAUGCCCCCCUGAGCCCUGGGGUCUACUCCCGCAUUGGACGCAUCUGCCUGAACGACGAUGGGGGCCACUGCUGCCUCGUGAACAAGUGGAGCACCUUCCUGAAGGCCCGGCUGGUCUGCUCCGUGCCAGGACCUGAUGGGAUUGAAACACACUUCGAUGAGCUCCAGGAUGUCUUCAUCCAGCAGACACAGGACACCAAGAACCCUGUUAUCUAUGCUGUGUUUUCCGCUUCAGGGUCAGUCUUCAAGGGCUCUGCUGUGUGUGUCUACUCCAUGGCUGACAUCCGUAUGGUCUUCAACGGGCCAUUUGCACACAAGGAAGGACCCAACUACCAGUGGAUGCCCUACACAGGCAAAAUGCCCUACCCCCGGCCAGGCACCUGCCCCGGGGGGACCUUCACCCCAUCCAUGAAGUCAACCAAGGACUACCCUGAUGAAGUGAUCAACUUCAUGCGUGCGCACCCGCUGAUGUACCACGCUGUGUACCCCACGCACCGGCAGCCGCUGGUGGUGCGCACCAAUGUCAACUACCGCUUCACCACCGUGGCCGUGGACCAGGUGGACGCGGCAGACGGGCGCUAUGAGGUGCUUUUCCUGGGCACAGACAGGGGCACUGUGCAGAAGGUCAUCGUGCUCCCUCGGGAUGACAUGGAGACAGAGGAGCUCAUGCUGGAGGAAAUUGAGGUGUUCAAGAUGCCAGCACCCAUCAAGACAAUGACCAUCUCCUCCAAGAGGCAACAACUCUAUGUAUCCUCGGCCGUAGGGGUGACUCACCUGGCCCUGCACCGCUGCGAUGUGUAUGGGGAAGCCUGUGCGGACUGCUGCCUGGCCCGGGACCCUUACUGUGCCUGGGACGGCAGCGCCUGCACCCGGUACUCCGCCUCUUCCAAGAGGCGCAGCCGGAGGCAGGAUGUGCGGCACGGCAACCCCAUCCGCCAGUGCCGAGGCUACAACUCCAAUGCUAACAAGAACGCAGUGGAGGCCGUGCAGUACGGGGUGGAGGGCAGCACUGCUUUCCUGGAGUGCCAGCCCCGCUCUCCCCAGGCCAGCGUCAAAUGGCUGCUGCAGAAGGACAACAGCGACCGGCGGAAAGAGCUGCGGGUGGAGGGCCGGGUGCUGCGGACGGAACAGGGCUUGCUGCUGCGCGCCCUGCAGCUCACCGACAGCGGCCUCUACUCCUGCACCGCCACCGAGAACAACUUCAAGCACACGGUGACCAAGGUGCAGCUCCGCGUGCUCAGCAGCCGCGCUGUCCAUGCCGUGCUGGUACAGGCAGAGACCCCCCCCGGCCUGCCGGGGGCCCCCACUCCCCGCUACCAGGACCUGCUGCAGCUCCUCACCCAGCCCGAAAUGGGACUCCUGGACCAGUACUGCCAGGGCUACUGGCGGCACACGGCUGCUAGCCCACCACAGCCGCUGGCUGGCCUCAAAGCCAAGGAGCAGCAGGACCAGAAGAAGCCUCGAAACCGCCGGAAUCACCAGCCAGAGACCUAUGGGCAUACAUGAAACCAUCAUCAGGGACUUUGCUAGCACAAGUGGUCUAUUUUUCCCCCCUUUUAAUAUUAAAAAUA
Messenger RNA from Melopsittacus undulatus (budgerigar), 2604 nucleotides. Its product is annotated as semaphorin-3F. The coding region runs from base 188 to 2539 and encodes 783 amino acids. Gene Ontology annotation, molecular function: semaphorin receptor binding; chemorepellent activity. Gene Ontology annotation, cellular component: plasma membrane. The record is from RefSeq and is a predicted model, not a curated record. The transcript is spliced from 19 exons. NCBI's taxonomy places the organism in Eukaryota, Metazoa, Chordata, Aves, Psittaciformes, Psittaculidae. Gene Ontology annotation, biological process: positive regulation of cell migration; negative chemotaxis; neural crest cell migration.